AUGGAUACAGAAAAAACUAACAAAUUCUUGGAGGAAAAUUAUGAUGGUGUUUUCGUCCACCAUCUUAGUGAAUACAUCAAGAUUCCAAAUCUGACUCCUGCAUUUGACCCUGAGUACAUGACCAAUGGGCUUCUUGAGCAAGCUAUCGACUAUGUUGUCAAAUUUGCUGAAGAUUUGCAAAUCGAAGGCCUCAAGACCCACAUCAAGAGAGAAGAAGGCAGAGUCCCAAUGGUCUUGUUCGAACUCCCAGGAGCAAGCUCAUCAAACGUCAUGAUCUACGGCCAUCUUGACAAGCAGCCACAUAUGGAAGGCUGGAUCGAAGGCACUGGGCCUACCACCCCCACCAUAAUUGGAGACAAGCUCUACGGCAGAGGAUCUUCAGAUGAUGGAUAUGUGCCAUUCGCAGUGUUGCUUGCAAUCAAGAACGCAAUUGCUCAGGGAGCCGAACUCCCCAGGAUUGUCUUGGUGCUUGAAACUGAAGAAGAAAGUGGAUCUCAUGACCUUGUGCCACUGCUUGAGGCAUCAGCAGACAUCAUUGGCACCCCAGACUAUUGCAUCUGUUUGGAUUCAGGAGCUCUUGACUAUACUUCAUUGUGGCUAACUUCAACUCUCAGAGGUUUGGUAGCUUUUAACUUGAGGGUUAGCGUCACCGAACUUGCAUGCCAUAGUGGUAUCAGCGGAGGAGCUAUCCCAGAGUCAUUCAGAAUUGCUAACUCAUUGUUGGAUAGAAUUGAGGACCCAGAAACUAGAAGAAUCGAACUUCUUGAAAGAGAAAUCCCAGACUCAUAUAAAGAAGAAGCUAAACAUGUAUCUUCCAUUUCAGGUGAAGAUACUGUUAAAGGUUUCAAGUUCUUGGCUGGUGUCAAGGCAAUCAACGAAGAUGACCUUGCUGAGCUGUAUCUUAACACCACCUGGAGACCAGCUUUGGCUAUCACUGGAGCUGAUAACCUCCCACCAACAUCUAAAGCAGGAAACGUUGUCAGAGAUUCAACUACUCUGAGAGUAUCCAUUAGACUUCCACCUGGUGUAGAAAGCACAGAAGCACUUGAAAAAGUUAAAGAUGUAAUCACAAAGGAUGUCCCAAACGAUGCUAAGGUUGAACUACUUGAGCCAUCAACUGGAGACGGAUGGCAGAUGAAGGAUCUGAGCGAGAAGACCACUAAAGUUCUUAAUGAUGCUUCUGAUGCAUUCUUUACCAAGCCAUGUGGUAAAUAUGGUAUUGGAGGAUCUAUCCCAUUCCUGAAAGUAUUAGGAGACAAAUAUCCUUCAACAGAGAUCCUUGCUUUAGGAGUCCUUGGGCCAGAUACCAAUGCUCAUGCUCCUAAUGAGACAAUUGAUUUGCCUUUCACGAAGAAGUUCUUGGGAGCUCUCUCUCAUAUCCUUCCAGGGCUUGUUUAAGCUAAGGAGUUAAGGAUUACUAUAACUUUGUUUUGAUGGAUUAAAUCCUUUCCAAGUAAAAUUCA
This is a messenger RNA of Moneuplotes crassus, 1463 nucleotides long. NCBI's taxonomy places the organism in Eukaryota, Ciliophora, Spirotrichea, Euplotida, Euplotidae. The record is from the annotation of a GenBank genome assembly.